UCGGUGUUUAGCGGCUCAGCGCUCCCCCUCCCUUUCUCCUUGUUGUACGCAUGCGCAAAGGGCUGUCUCCCGCGCAGUCACUUUGCGCCAAGUGCGCGGCCGCUGCUGGGGGAGGGGAGACGCACGUAAGCAACCGCGGAAGGAGUGGAGCGGAACAGGGAGCCCGUCACGGAGCAGUGCGCCGUUAUACAAGCCCUUCUGUCUGCCCUUCUCCCCUGUGAAAAGACGGGGCCAACAUGGCCGGAGCCUUGAUGCUUCCUGCAGACCGCAGCCAUCGCAGGAGGAGGGACCGGCGACCAGUAGGCUAGGCCCUGGAUAGGCCUCGCCAUAUCCCCGGAGCAGGGAGCGCCCCCUCCUCGGAGUGCUUCCCUCUAAAGCUUUCUUGUCGGCCGGAUAGCUCCUAGGAGACAGCGAGGCUCCAUCUCCGUUACUCGGAGCUCCAGGACCUGAUCCCCCGGGGGGGAGGCCGCGGCGACCUCACUGAGCGACUCGUCUGCUGGGCCCGAGACCCCGCCAUGGAGACCAAAACCAUUGUGUACGACCUGGACACGUCCGGGGGGCUGAUGGAGGUUUGGAAUCGUGUGUUCUGUCGCUGAUGCUUUCCACCUUCCCCUGUGCCUACACUAGCAAAUCCAAGCCCUCCUGGCACCACCCAAGAGUGAAGAAGGGGAGAAGAAAAGCAGGAGACCAGAAAAAGAGCCCAGGAGAAGUGGACGGGCCACCAACCAUGACAGCUGUGAUAGCUGCAAGGAAGGAGGGGACCUCCUCUGCUGUGACCACUGUCCGGCCGCUUUCCACCUUCAGUGCUGCAAUCCUCCCCUGAGUGAGGAGAUGCUGCCCCCUGGAGAGUGGAUGUGUCAUCGCUGCACCAUCCGCAGGAAGAAACGUGAGCGGAAGAAGGAGCUUGGACAAGUCAAUGGGUUGUUUGACAGAUAUGGGAGAAGGACUGUGUCACCCACUAGUGACAUGGAUUAUUCUGAAAGAGCUGCUGGCAGCUUUCGAGCCCUCGCCCAAGCCCGGAUAUUAGAGAGAAGGGUAAGCCGCCCCGGCACACCAACAUCCAGUGCCAGCACAGAUACGCCCACCUCGGAACAAAAUGAUAUGGAUGAGGACAUGAUCGAUGUGGAUGAAGAUCCUUCUGUGGAGUCGGAGUACACUCAUUCUCAACUCAAGAGACCAUUUCAGUUACUUAUCGCAGCAGCCAUGGAGCGCAAUCCCACCCAGUUUCAGCUUCCUAAUGAACUUACCUGCACCACAGCACUUCCAGGCACCAGCAAACGUCGGAGAAAAGAAGAAAUGACGGGGAAAAAUGUUAAGAAAGCACAGCACGAGUUGGAUCACAACGGCUUGGUACCUUUACCAGUCAAAGUCUGCUUCACUUGUAGCCGGAGCUGCCGCGUGGCACCUUUAAUUCAGUGUGAUUACUGCCCUCUCUUGUUUCAUAUGGACUGCUUAGACCCUCCUCUUACUGCCAUGCCAACCGGCCGCUGGAUGUGUCCCAACCAUAUUGAGCACGUUGUGCUGAACCAGAAGAAUAUGACCCUGAGUAAUCGGUGCCAGGUGUUUGACCGCUUCCAGGAUAGCAUUUCUCAGCAUGCGGUAAAGCUGGACUUUCUGAGCCGCAUCCAUAAAAUACAUCCCCCAAACCGCAGGCAGCUGCCUUCAGCCAGGAAAAACACAGUCAAGGUUCCUGAAGCUAUCAAGGCCCAAUAUCAGUCACCUCCACCGUUACUGCCUCCUGCAGGGAUACGUGAUGGGGAGCUGAUUUGCAACGGUGUACCUGAAGACUCCCAAAAGCACCUGCUUCACUCUGAGCACUUGGCUAACCAAACAGAGCAACAAGAGUGGCUCCGUAGUGUGGUUGCACUUCAGUGCAGCAUAUUGAAAUACUUAUCUGCUAAGCAGAUGCCAGCCUGGGGAUCAGAGGACGUUGACUCGUUGGAUGUGAAACCAGUCAUAUCGCCUGAUGGUUCCUUGUCCAACUCUCACCAGCACGCUGACGGCAAGCCCCAGUUAUCUCCAUCUUUAGAACUGUCUCCGAGGAGCCAAUCUACAACGUUGGAAGACGAUACUACUUACGUGGUGAAACCACAUCUGUCAACCAGUGGUGGUACUUCCAAUGGACCUGCUGUUUCGGAGUCCAAAUCAAACGGACCUCAUACUUGUAAUGUUAGCCCAAGCCACACGGAACAGUUACGUGACCAUCAAAGACUAUCUGGAGCUAGUCCUGGUGUUUCUGUACUUUCUCAGAGACCAGCAAGGCCUCGGUCAGGCACUCCUCCCACAACAGUUGUUCUCCCAAAUCAUGUAGUGAAAGCAGAAGGCACGACAGGAGCUGCACAUUGCACCCAGAGGCUUUCAGGUCCUACUCUUACACCUCCUAAUUCUUGCACCAGUACGGAGCUUGCUAGCACUUUGUCAUGGAAGCAUACCCAAACGCAAGCUACUCCUUCACUCAGUCAACCUGAUUCCAGACCUGUUGGGUCACCGCUCUCUGGCACCCGGGCACUUACGCCUCCACAGGCGGCUGGGGGUGAUCUUACCUCUGCAGCGUCUGGUGCAUCCAGGCUCUGUGUAGCAGCUCCUCCCACAGAUGGAAAAGUCCGACCCAGUGCGUUAAUAAUUGAUGGGGCAUCAACUGGCCCUUCGCCAUAUACUGUAAACUCCUCAGCGAUGGCAGAGCUUACAAGUUCCCUCAGAUCAUUGAUGGAUGGAAAUGGAGAGAUCCAGAUAAACCUGCUGGAUGAGAAGCUGGUAAAAUUUUUGGCCAUGCAGAGAAUCCAGGAGAUAUUCUCUUCUAAAGACUAUCCUGUAGCAAGUGCCACCCGUCCUUCGCCAACUCCAUCCCUUGGACAUCAUGUGGAAGCCCAGAGAAGAGAUGUGCAGGCCAGGGCUGUAUUUUACCCUCUAAUGAUGGGCACUGGUGCUCCCGUCAAUAUGUGCUACCGGACUCUUUACAUUGGCACAGGAGCAGACAUGGACGUGUGCCUUACAAAUUAUGGUCAUUGCAACUAUGUUUCUGGCAAGCACGCUUGCAUCUUUUAUGAUGAGAACACCAAGCAUUACGAGCUGCUAAAUUACAGCGAACACGGCACGACUGUUGAUAAUGUCCUCUAUUCCUGUGACUUUUCUGAGAAGAUCCUCCCCACCCCUCCCAGCAAUAUUGUUGCCAAAGUGCAGAACGUUAUAAAGCGCCGCAAGAGCCAAAAUCUCGAAUCCGAGCCCGUCAAGGAAGAGGCAGUCAUGAACUCGCAUGCACAAGGUCCCCACGUACAGCCGUGUAACUGCAAAGCCAGCAGCUCUAGUCUCAUCGGAGGAAGUGGAGCCGGCUGGGAAGGCACAGCUCUCUUACACCACGGAAGCUACAUCAAGUUGGGCUGCAUUCAGUUUCUGUUCUCCAUCACGGAGUUUGCAACAAGGCAUCCCAGGGGUGAGAGUGAAGCCUUAGCACAAGACCUGGACUUGGAAGACAAGUUAUCUCUGAAGUCACCCCACCAGGUGCCCGUUUUACGAUCUAACUCUGUUCCUUAGGAGCCAAACACUAGAACUUUUACAAGACAAAGAACUCUUCCCGAAAGUCAACCUACUCGUCUGAGCAAACAUGUCCAGUGGCCCCUCGGAAACCCCUGUUUUGGCCAGAAAGAGUUUGCACAUUUGCAUGAAAUGAAGAAAAUUCACCUUUUUUAUUUUUGUUUUUUCCUCUGCUCAUUUUAGGGGCAUUUGCACAUAUAUUUCUAUCAUACAUUUCAUAUAUUAUAAAUAUAUAUAAAUAUAUAUUUUUUUUUAUUCUAAGACUCAAGCAGCCCUUCUCCCUGUAGCGAGUUUACCUGGACAAGAUUGCAAUGUUUGGAGACCACAAAAAAACAGAAUUUAGGAUUAUUUUCUUUUUCAUUCGUCAUGCCAUUGUAAACUAAUAAAAGACACAACGAGCUCAUACUUUUUUUUUUUUUUUUUUUGUGCCAGUGACACUUUUCUAGCAUUUCAGGUUUCCAUUUAACAGGAUUAAUUUUGUUACAUGUAACUGCUUAGGAGCGUCCCUCUCUCAAACCCUCCGUCUGACAACAGCACGUACAGCAUUCAACGUUUUGUACAGACACCACAGAUGGCUGCCCCUUUUUGCUCUGGAUUUCUUUUUUUUUUACUUUUUUUUUUUUAUGUAUACAGUGCUGUGUGAGAUGCCUUUUUGGCUCCUGUCUGUUGUAACUAAAGUUUUUUGUUGUAUACUUGUUUGUCCCCUUUUUGUUUCUUUUUAAUGUAAUACUGCCACUUCUCUCGGAGGAGAUUGGACGAGCUAGAUUCAAUGUAAAUAUAAUUGUAUCGUUUUAGAUUUUACAAAACCUUUUUUCCUGUAUUCUGUAUAUAUAAAAAGUUGAU
Bufo bufo (common toad) is the source of this 4374-nucleotide messenger RNA. It is a transcript of the gene PHF12, whose product is annotated as PHD finger protein 12. Gene Ontology annotation, biological process: negative regulation of transcription by RNA polymerase II. The record is from RefSeq and is a predicted model, not a curated record. Gene Ontology annotation, cellular component: nucleus; Sin3-type complex. The coding region runs from base 832 to 3531 and encodes 899 amino acids. Gene Ontology annotation, molecular function: transcription corepressor activity; protein binding. NCBI's taxonomy places the organism in Eukaryota, Metazoa, Chordata, Amphibia, Anura, Bufonidae. The transcript is spliced from 15 exons.